CCCUCAGCCAAGCCCCCCUACCUGUCCCUGUGUAGCCCCCAGCCCUCCCACCUGUCCCUGUGUAGCCCUCAGCCCUCCCACCUGUCCCUGUGUAGCCCUCAGCCCUCCUACCUGUCACUAUGUAGCCCUCAGCCCUCCCACCUGUCCCUGUGUAGCCCUCAGCCCUCCUACCUGUCCCUGUGUAGCCCUCAGCCCUCCCACCUGUCCCUGUGUAGCCCUCAGCCCUCCCACCUGUCACUGAGUAGCCCUCAACCCUCCUACCUGUCCCUGUGUAGCCCUCAGCCAAGCCCCCCUACCUGUCCCUGUGUAGCCCUCAGCCCUCCUACCUGUCCCUGUGUAGCCCUCAGCCCUCCCACCUGUCACUGAGUAGCCCUCAACCCAGCCCUCCUACCUGUCCCUGUGUAGCCCUCAGCCCUCCUACCUGUCCCUGUGUAGCCCUCAGCCCUCCCACCUGUCACUGAGUAGCCCUCAACCCAGCCCUCCUACCUGUCCCUGUGUAGCCCUCAGCCCUCCUACCUGUCCCUGUGUAGCCCUCAGCCCUCCCACCUGUCCCUGUGUAGCCCUCAGCCCUCCCACCUGUCCCUGUGUAGCCCCCAGCCCUCCUACCUGUCCCUGUGUAGCCCUCAGCCCUCCCACCUGUCACUGAGUAGCCCUCAGCCCUCCCACCUGUCACUGUGUAGCCCUCAACCCUCCCACCUGUCCCUGUGUAGCCCUCAGCCCUCCCACCUGUCCCUGUGUAGCCCUCAGCCCUCCUACCUGUCCCUGUGUAGCCCUCAGCCCUCCUACCUGUCCCUGUGUAGCCCUCAGCCCUCCCACCUGUCCCUGUGUAGCCCUCAGCCCUCCUACCUGUCCCUGUGUAGCCCUCAGCCCUCCUACCUGUCCCUGUGUAGCCCUCAGCCCUCCUACCUGUCCCUGUGUAGCCCUCAGCCCUCCUACCUGUCACUGUGUAGCCCUCAGCCCUCCUACCUGUCCCUGUGUAGCCCUCAGCCCUCCUACCUGUCACUAUGUAGCCCUCAGCCCUCCUACCUGUCCCUGUGUAGCCCCCAGCCCUCCUACCUGUCCCUGUGUAGCCCUCAGCCCCCCUACCUGUCCCUGUGUAGCCCUCAGCCCUCCCACCUGUCACUGUGUAGCCCUCAGCCCUCCUACCUGUCCCUGUGUUGCCCUCAGCCCUCCUACCUGUCCCUGUGUAGCCCUCAGCCCUCCCACCUGUCACUGUGUAGCCCUCAGCCCUCCUACCUGUCACUAUGUAGCCCUCAACCCAGCCCUCCUACCUGUCCCUGUGUAGCCCUCAGCCCUCCUACCUGUCCCUGUGUAGCCCUCAGCCCUCCCACCUGUCCCUGUGUUGCCCUCAGCUGCUGUCACAAUAAAGAGCUGUAUACUCAGUUACAUACUGUAGCUCAAUUGGUAGAGCAUGGCGCUUGCAACGCCAGGGUUGUGGGUUCGAUUCCCACCGGGGGCCAGUAUGAAAAAUGUAUGCACUCACUAACUGUAAGUCGCUCUGGAUAAGAGUGUCUGCUAAAAUGACUAAAAUGUAAAUGUAUACUGACAAUAAAGCGCUGAAUACUGACAAUAAGGAGCUGUAUACUGACAAUAAAGAGCUGUAUACUGACAAUAAAGAGCUGUAUACUGACAAUAAGGAGCUGUAUACUGACAAUAAGGAGCUGUAUACUGACAAUAAGGAGCUGUAUACUGACAAUAAGGAGCUGAAUACUGACAAUAAGGAGCUGAAUACUGACAAUAAGGAGCUGUAUACUGACAAUAAGGAGCUGAAUACUGACAAUAAGGAGCUGUAUACUGACAAUAAGGAGCUGUAUACUGACAAUAAGGAGCUGUAUACUGACAAUAAGGAGCUGUAUCCUGACAAUAAGGAGCUGUAUACUGACAAUAAGGAGCUGAAUACUGACAAUAAGGAGCUGUAUACUGACAAUAAGGAGCUGUAUACUGACGGGGUCAGAUGCUGUCACAAUAAAUAAUUAUAUACUGACAAUAAAGAGCUGUAUGCUGACAAUAAAGAGCUGUAUACUGACAAUAAGGAGCUGUAUCCUGACAAUAAGGAGCUGUAUACUGACAAUAAAGAGCUGUAUACUGACAAUAAGGAGCUGUAUACUGACAAUAAGGAGCUGUAUACUGACAAUAAAGAGCUGUAUACUGACAAUAAGGAGCUGUAUCCUGACAAUAAGUAG
Molecule: messenger RNA, 2183 nt
Organism: Coregonus sp. 'balchen'
Lineage: Eukaryota; Metazoa; Chordata; Actinopteri; Salmoniformes; Salmonidae
Source: the annotation of a GenBank genome assembly